CUCAAUUUGAAUUCGCCUAUCUUUACCCCUACUUUUCUCUGUCUUCAAAUCUCUCUCUCUUUCUCUCGCUCGCUCGCCCCCUCGCUGCGAAAUUCUGGAUUUUCUUGCUUCGAGGUUGUUCGGUUUCUCCACCAAAUCCGCCAUGGAAGGAGAUCGACAUACGGAAAUCUACUGCGAAAAUGAUUUCUCAUGUGAACCGAAGGAUUCUCCUGCUAAGAAUCUCGAUUCCGAGACUGCCGAUCAGAAUUCGUCUUCCUUCAACGAGAAUACGGUUGUCAGUGAAAACCAAGAAGUUUCUCCCACCAAUGGCCCGACACUUCCAAUUUUGCAGAAGAUUAUCAAUUUAAGCAACAAAAUUAAGGAAUUGAAGGAAGAACAUGCUUUUGUAUCCAACCAAGUUAAAGAAAUCACAAGUUGUUCCUUUUCAGACUCUGAAUUGUCAAAGGCUAUCCAGCUCCUGAAUACUGAGCUUGGAAUUCUGAAAAAGAAGUACUUGGAAGAGUCAUUUGAGAGGAAACGUCUCUACAAUGAAGUGAUCGAACUCAAGGGAAACAUCAGGGUCUUCUGCAGAUGUAGGCCCCUAAACCAGGCUGAAAUAGCAAAUGGUUCAACGUCUGUAGUCGAGUUUGAUCAAUCUCACGAAAAUGAGCUCCAAAUACUUUCUAGUGAUCCGUCCAAGAAACAAUUUAAGUUUGACCAUGUAUUUAAGCCUGAGGAUGACCAAGAGGCUGUUUUUGCACAGACCAAACCAAUAGCCACUUCUGUACUGGAUGGUUACAAUGUCUGCAUAUUUGCUUAUGGACAAACUGGAACCGGCAAGACAUUUACCAUGGAGGGAACACCUGAAAACAGGGGAGUGAAUUACAGGACACUAGAAGAGUUGUUUCGUUGUUCAGAAAGCAGAAGCCAUCUCAUGAAAUUUGAGAUAUUUGUUAGCAUGUUGGAGGUAUAUAAUGAGAAGAUAAGGGACCUCUUGGUUGAAAACCCCAACCAGCCUCCUAAAAAGUUGGAGGUUAAGCAAUCUGCAGAAGGAACUCAGGAAGUCCCUGGUUUGGUAGAAGCCCAAGUUUACAAAACAGAUGAAGUGUGGGAGCUGCUCAAGAAUGGAUACCGUGUUAGGUCCGUUGGAUCAACUGCUGCAAAUGAGCUAAGCAGCCGUUCUCACUGCUUGCUGCGAGUGACAGUGAAGGGGGAGAAUCUAAUAAAUGGCCAGAGAACCAGAAGCCAUCUUUGGUUGGUGGACUUGGCUGGCAGCGAGCGUGUAGGAAAGAUAGAAGUUGAAGGUGAAAGGUUAAAGGAAUCUCAAUUCAUCAACAAGUCACUCUCGGCACUCGGUGAUGUUAUCUCUGCCCUUGCAUCCAAGACAAGCCAUAUUCCUUACAGAAACUCGAAGCUCACCCAUAUGCUGCAAAAUUCUUUGGGUGGAGAUUGCAAAACCUUAAUGUUUGUCCAGAUAAGCCCGAGUUCAACAGACCUAGGAGAGACCCUUUGUUCCUUAAACUUUGCAAGUAGAGUCCGCGGGAUUGAAAGUGGCCCAGCUCGUAAACAGGCAGACGUCUCUGAGCUCCUUAAAUUCAAGCAGAUGGCGGAGAAGGUGAAACACGACGAAAAGGAAACAAAGAAGUUACAAGACAGUGUGCAGUCACUUCAGCUACGGCUCAUUGCCAGAGAACAUAUAUGCAAAGGCCUUCAAGAAAAGGUUCGUGAUCUGGAAUCUCAACUGGCCGAAGAGAGAAAAACCAGAAUUAAGCAAGAGACACGAGCAUUUGCAACCGCAUCAUCAUCCAAGCAUCAGACUGAGAAGCUACCAUCAAUCGCGGAGAAAAAGCCGCCACUUGCUCCAACAAGAACGAGAAUGCCUCUCCGGAGAAUCACAAACUUCAUGCCCCAUUCAUCUCCGGUCCCUGCAAAGAAGCAAACGGCUUCUUCAACCAGAUACUCCCUCGCAACAACAACGUAUCAUAACAAAGAGAACAACAGCCUCAAACCCGCUUCGGACGUGAGAACACUGAUGAAACCUAGAAGAAGCUCGAUCGCGGUCCGACCAUCCCAACCAUCGGCCAUCUCAUCAGGCAAGAUGGCAAUGCAGCCGAGAAGACGGGUCUCGAUCGCAACCUUACGACCAGAACCGUCAUCUUACAUGAACAUGAACAUGACCACUCCGUUACGCCCACCUUCCUCCUCGAAUCUCAACAACGGAAUAAUCCGUGGAGGCCCGAGGAAAGCGAGAUACUCGAAGCUCUUCUCCCCAAUGCCGGAAUUCAGAACAUCUUCUUCUUCGGAUCAUUUAUCAACACCUAACUACGCAAGCAAUAAGAGGAGCGGCAUUAGUAACAGUAGCAGCAAGUUCAUGAGGAGCCCGCCAGGGAGCGGAGGAGGAGGAUGGAAGCCGAGCCAUCCGACGGUGAUAGCGUUGCAGAAGAGGACGGUGGUGUGGAGUCCGUUGAAGAUGAAGACUAUGAAGAACCGAAGGCCUUCCUUCUUGCCAGCGAUUAGGCCUUCUUCUUCUUCCUCUGCUGCUGCUGCAUCAGAUAUUCUCAGAAGGGAACAAUAGUAGCUUGUUGUUCUGAUAUGAUUGAUUGGUGAUGAUUAUGAUUUCCGAGCUUUUGGACUUGGAUCUUUGUAGGUUUAAAAACCAUCACAUUUGUUUUCUUGGGGAAAAGAAAAAAUCACUAGUCGUCGUUAUGUUAAUAGAA
This is a messenger RNA of Tarenaya hassleriana, 2696 nucleotides long. RefSeq names its product kinesin-like protein KIN-14G. Lineage: Eukaryota; Viridiplantae; Streptophyta; Magnoliopsida; Brassicales; Cleomaceae. The transcript is spliced from 12 exons. The record is from RefSeq and is a predicted model, not a curated record. Gene Ontology annotation, molecular function: microtubule binding; ATP binding; microtubule motor activity. Gene Ontology annotation, biological process: microtubule-based movement. The coding region runs from base 143 to 2554 and encodes 803 amino acids.